Messenger RNA from Rotaria sp. Silwood1, 1530 nucleotides. Lineage: Eukaryota; Metazoa; Rotifera; Eurotatoria; Philodinida; Philodinidae. The record is from the annotation of a GenBank genome assembly.
AUGGACCUUCGAGUGUAUGUUGAUGGUGUUGCGCGCAUCAUCUGUGAUUUGACCCGAACAACUACUGUUCAUGAUAUCAUUAUUGCACUAGCACAAUAUAAAGGUAAAACUGGUCGAUAUUCAUUAAUCGAACGUGCACCUGAUGGUACACAACGAACAUUAUCACCAAAUGAAUUUACACAUGAACUUAUUAAUCAUCCUGAUUGGUCUUAUAUAUUAAGACAAAAUUCAUCAAAUUCAAAUUCAUCAUAUAAUCAAAAACGUUCGAAAAGUUUAGAUGGACGAAAGACACCUGUACAACAACAGUCAAACGUUGAGACACCUUCAGCUGUUACCUCAUCAUCCUCAUCAUCAACAAAUUCAACAUCUGGUCAUUUUCGAACAGUAAAUAAUAAUAAUCAUGUCUUUGCAACAUUAUCAUCGUCAUCAUCAAUAAAAUCUUCAGAAAAAAAGAAACGUUCACAUUUACGUCAUAUAUUUCCAUUAGCUAAUGUAAAUACUAACAAUAAUAAUAAUAAUAAUAUAAAUCCAAAUGAAUAUUCAUCACCAAUAUCAUUUAUUAUUGAACAAAAACGCUCAUCACGUGCACCUAUUCAAAUAAUUGAACAAGAUUUCGGUAUAUUAGAUAAUCAUCAUAUUAAUCGUCGUUCAAGAACAAAAUCUGCUUUACCACCAUCAUCUGUUAAUGAAAAUAGUGCAUUUCAUAUUGUUCAUAAUCCAAUUAAUAAUCAUACAAAUUUACAACAGCAACAACAACAACAACAAUAUAUAGCUUUAUUAAGAAUGCUUAAAUCCCAAGAAAUUCAAGUUGAACAACAACAACAAGAAUUAAUUGAAAAACAAAAAGAAAUUGAUCAUCGAGAAAAAAAUAUUCAUCAAAAAGAUUUUGCGAAUCAAUAUCAUUUACUUAAAGAACAUGAUUAUCGUCUUACAUCAGAAUGUCAAAUGUAUACAGAAGAAUAUUGUGUAAAUGAAUUAGAUAAAGAAUUAGAAAUUGAAAAAAAAUUACAUUUAAAUUAUGAACAUUUACAACAACAAUUAACUCGUUGUUCAACAACAUUAGAACAAAAACGACAAUUACAAGAACAAAUUCAAUUAAAUGUUGAAAAAACACAUGAAGAUAUUGAACAAAUACAAUCAAAUAUUAAUAAUGAUAAAAAGGAUAUAAGUCAAUAUCAACAUGAAUUAGAACGUUCAAAUGCUACACUUAAUCAACAAGAAGAAUUAGCACGUAUAUUAACUCAACGUAAUGAUGAAAUUGAACGAAUUCUUCAACAACGUCGACAACAAAUAAAUGAACUUGAAAGUGAAUUAAUUAAAUUAGAAGAUUCAGUUAUUAAUAGUCUUAUUCAUCCUAAUUAUAAUAUCCGUCCAAAUUCAACUACUCCACAACAUUAUAAUUCAUUACCAUCGACAAAUUCACUAUUAUCAUCAUCAACAGGUACAACCACAGAUGCUCUUAUGCCUAUUCGUCUUCAAUUAGUGAAUAGUACUUUAUGGAAAUUAUGUCCAAGUGGGAUAUGGGUUUAG